AUCCUUGUCUGAUUAGCAAAUGGGCAACAAUUUAUCCGUUGAUUAAAUGCAUAAGGUCAUAUUUAAGCAAAUAAUGAAAGUGCAAUAAAAGUAAAAUAGUCUUAAUUGUCAAAGUAAACCUUUCCAAUUUACCUGUGGAAUGUUUUCUAACAGCCACGAAACUGGCGAUUAACGCAGUCGCUGCACAGGUCGGCGUGGUUGUUUUGGGAGUAUCAAAAUGGCGGAUAUUUGCUUUCGGCGACUUCAGCAUUGGUGGCCAAUGAGCUAUCCAUUUUUUUUUUUAGAUCAGCGGCUGCGACAAAGCGCUGGUGCGUCACUUUUUUUCAUAUGACCACAGACGGAAACUCGGUUCAUGGAGGAGCACACAGUGGAAUUGGGUUUCCGUCGGACGUAAUUCAAUGUAACACGGUUUUGACAGUUGGAGGAGCAACCAACAUUUUGCUCUGUCGACAAGCGUCAUGAAGUGUUUGUUGUAGUGCACUUUCAACAGUCCGGAGGCUCAACUACCCGUCUGAUUGGUUAAUCAGCGGGAUGACAGACUGAGACGUUUGAUAAGCCACCUCUUUCAUAUCCUUAUCGCCAGGGCAGUCGCGCCCCAACACAGUCACAACCCACGUCAAUGAGGACUGUAGCAGUCCUUGGAGGGGGCAUUGGGGGAUUGGCCGCAUCUUACUAUCUCUGCAAAAGUCCCCAGGUUGCUAAGGUCAUUUUACUUGAGUCCAGUAGUCGUUAUGGUGGUUGGCUGUCGUCUACCAGAAGGUCAGAUGGAGCAGUAUUCGAACAUGGUCCUAGAGGGAUUCGACCUGCUGGGGCAGUAGGAAGAAAUACUCUUAAUAUGGUAGAAGACCUGGGUCUUUCAGGAGAGGUUCUGCCUGUUACCUACAGUCACGAUGCAUCCAAAAACAGAUAUCUGUAUGUCAACAAACAACUUCAUAGGAUGCCUUCAGGAAUAAGUGGACUUCUCAAAACAGUCUCACCUUUCUCCCGCCCCUUGCUGUUCAGCAUUGCCACAGAGAUAUUUGCCAAGAAAAGCUAUGAGGAAGACGAAUCCAUCCAUUCGUUUGUUUCUCGAAGGCUUGGAAAAGAGCUUGCCAACAUUGCUGUGGACAGUCUGUGUCGAGGGGUGUUCGCAGGGGAUUGCCGGAAGUUAAGUGUGCGCUCUUGUUUUCCUGUCCUCUACAACGCUGAGAAGCGCAGAGGUUCCCUCACACUUGGUAUGCUUCUGGGGUCUGACCCCUCCCAAGUUGUUCCUCUGGGUCCUCUGAGCCAGCAAUCUAUAAAGGAGUCUUGGGCCCAGUGGUCCCUUAGAAGGGGGUUAGAGGACCUCCCUGAGUCCAUCAUUGACUUUCUCCAAAGGAGUAAGAGGGUCCAGCUUAACCGAGAAGUUCCUGUAAAACACAUCAAUCCAUCACCUAUGGGUUGGAUGAUCCAUUUGGACAAUGGGAUCAUAUCAGCUGACCACAUCAUCUCCGCCUUGCCUGCUAAAGUGCUCUCGUCUGUCCUGCCGUCGUUCUGUCAGCCGCUCAUCCAGAACCUGCAGGACAUCUCCUGUGUCACUGUCGCUGUGGUAAAUCUGCAGUAUGAGGGCUCUGUACUCCCUGUUACAGGAUUUGGACACCUGGUUCCAUCUUCAGAGGAUCGGGGUUUACUGGGUGUGGUCUACGACUCUGUCCCCUUCCCUCAACACAACAGACAUAAAGGAGAAACCACAAGACUUACAGUGAUGAUGGGUGGUGCCUGGUUCGACGAAGUGUUUGGCACCCCAAGUGCAGUAACAGAGGGCCAACUUUUAGAGCGAGCCACUGAGGCGGUGCGCUGUCACCUAGGAGUCACCUCAGGACCCAGCUGGAGUCGGGUUGCUCUUCAGAAGGAUUGUAUACCUCAGUAUUAUGAGGGGCACUUUUCGAGACUAGAGUACAUGCGCAACUUCAUCAAGAACAACAACCUUUCACUUUCUCUGAUUGGGUCCUCCUAUGAUGGUGUGGCAAUCAAUGAUGUCAUCUUUAAUGCAAGGAAAGCUGUAGAAAAGCUGUUGGGAACUGGGGUUCAAUAACAUGGCCUUUUUUAAAUGUA
Messenger RNA from Syngnathoides biaculeatus (alligator pipefish), 2073 nucleotides. It is a transcript of the gene ppox, whose product is annotated as protoporphyrinogen oxidase. Gene Ontology annotation, cellular component: mitochondrial inner membrane. The record is from RefSeq and is a predicted model, not a curated record. Gene Ontology annotation, biological process: heme biosynthetic process. The transcript has 14 exons. Lineage: Eukaryota; Metazoa; Chordata; Actinopteri; Syngnathiformes; Syngnathidae. Gene Ontology annotation, molecular function: protoporphyrinogen oxidase activity, oxygen as acceptor. The coding region runs from base 620 to 2053 and encodes 477 amino acids.